AUGAAAUUUGCCGAACAUUUAUCUGCACAUGUUACACCAGAAUGGAAUAGUCAAUAUAUUCGAUAUGAUGAUAUGAAAGAAUUACUUGCACAAGCAGUUGCUAAAGCACAACCAUUUGUUGAUGAUAGUGAUAAUGUUCUUCGUGAACAAUUUUUUCUACGUGUUGAUGAACAUUUUUUUCAGACACCACUUUCACUUUUCUUCUAUUCAAAAUUACAUGGAAUAACGAAUGGACAUGUUGAAGGUUUAUUUAUUGCAGCUGAUCUUCUAAGUGCUAUACUUACUUAUAAAAUAGCACAUCGAGUUUUAAUACAACUUUUCAAUGAGGAAACUAAAGAAAAAGCGUCAUAUAAAAGGGAUAGCCAACUAUUAUGGUUAACAAAAGGAAAUAUUCAUAAGAGUGCUUAUGCUGUUUUACUUUGUUCAAUGAUAAAUCCAUUGUCUAUUGGUACAUGUCUUGCUAAAUCAAGUCUUGUUUUUCAUAAUCUAUUAUUGACAAUGACAUUUUAUUUCUUUAUGACAUAUCAAUUGUUACCAUUUAUAGUAACAUUAUGUUUGGUUAGUUCAAUUUCACUUUAUCCAGUUAUUUUAAUUGCACCAGCUUUACUUCAAUUUUCAAAAACUAAUGCUAAUAAUCGAUCAUUAAUUCGUAUAUUUCUUAUAAUAAUUUUAUUUGUUAUUGUUAGUAUUGGUAUACUAGGAUUAAAUUUUUUUCUUAAUCAUCAAUCAUGGUCAUUUAUUGAAUCGACAUAUAGUUUUAUUUUUCAUGUACCAGAUUAUACACCAAAUAUUGGAAUAUUUUGGUAUUUUUUUACUGAAAUGUUUGAUCAUUUUCGUUCGCUAUUUGUUUGGACAUUCCAAAUGCAUGUUCUUUUACUUUAUUUACUUCCAUUUACAAUACGAUUAAGACAUGAUUCAACAUUUCUUUUUUGGCUUUUAUGUGCAUUAUUUUGUACAUUUAAAUCAUAUCCAGCUUAUGGUGAUGCAGCAUUCUAUUUCAAUUAUUUACCAAUGUGGAGUUUUUUAUUUCGAUAUGUACGACAUGGUCUUAUUAUUAUUUGCAUGGUCCUUGUGGCCAUUUUAAUGGCACCGAUAACAUGGUAUCUUUGGAUUUAUACGGGUAGUGCUAAUGCUAAUUUUUAUUUUGCAAUGACAAUGGUAUUCAAUGUUGCACAGACAUUUCUCGUCUCUGAUUUACUUUAUGGUUAUUUAAAACGAAAAUUUUUACUUAAAAAUGGUCUUACUAUUCCACAAUUCAACGGCGUUGAAGGUCAAUUAGAAUUUCGUUAA
Rotaria sp. Silwood2 is the source of this 1290-nucleotide messenger RNA. The record is from the annotation of a GenBank genome assembly. Lineage: Eukaryota; Metazoa; Rotifera; Eurotatoria; Philodinida; Philodinidae.